Messenger RNA from Lycium ferocissimum, 684 nucleotides. RefSeq lists its product as uncharacterized. Lineage: Eukaryota; Viridiplantae; Streptophyta; Magnoliopsida; Solanales; Solanaceae. Bases 1 to 684 code for a protein of 227 amino acids. The record is from RefSeq and is a predicted model, not a curated record. The transcript has 4 exons.
AUGAUGAAGGUGCUGAGAAACUAUGAGAAAGUGUCAGGUCAGCUGGUAAAUAAUGAGAAGAGUUCUUUCUACUUGAAUGAAAAGGUCCCAGCAACGUUUAUUGGUAGAGUAAAAAGGAAAACUGGGAUGAGUAAAGGAACUUUUCCAUUUACAUACUUGGGAUGUCCAGUCUUCUAUGGAAAAAGAAAGAUAGUGUACUAUGAAGGUUUAAUCAAAAAGGUGAUGAAUAGAGUAAUGCCUUGGCAAAAUAGGCUACUAUCAUUUGGUGGAAGGUAUAUUUUGAUUGCGCAUGUUCUGCAGACUAUGCCAGUUUAUCUGUUAUCUGCUACGAAUCCAUUAAAAGGGAGUAAUACUACAGGAAUUAAAGGAAAACACUGGGUUGCAUGGGAGAAGAUGUGUUUACCAAAGGAGGAGGGAGGUCUUGCAUUCAGAUCUCUACAUGAUAUCUCAAAAGCUCUUUUCCCAAAACUCUGGUGGAACUUUAGAACAUCAGUGUCAUUAUGGGGUGCUUUCAUGGCUAACAAAUACUGCAAAAAACUUCAUCUGUUAUUGCACAAGCCAGGGAUGCAUCUCAUGCAUGGAAGAAAAUGUCCUGCUUUAGUGGAGGCUGAUAAUGAUAAGGCCUGGUGGAUGGGGGAAAACAGUGGUCAAUUCUUUGUUAAGAGUGCAUGGGAAGAGGUCUAA